AAAAUGCUUUAUUUUCUUUACGUUUUCAUAAGCGAACAUCGUUGUCAUGGGAACUUGUCAACGCCUCGAAAGCUUACUGGGACACGUAGUUUCGAACGUAUUUGUGGUCCCGACAUUCAGCAAAAAAUGAUAAGUAGACGCACUCCAUUACCCAGAAUCCUUUGCCGUCCAAGUUUGUGUUAGUUAUGUUGACACGUUUACGGCGUUCGUGUUUUACUCUGUGGUAACUUUUCUGCUAAUUUUUUGGCUUACCCAAAUUUGGUAUCGUACACGGUGGAAAUAAUAGACAAGUCAAUAGUGGGAUUUAGGAUUAUAUCGUAAUUUUAUGCAGAUGCAUAAAUAGUUGAGAUGGCAUCAUCAGGGUUCAAUUAUCACCUGUUCAGGUGGAAAACACUCGGGUCUCCCAACAAGAAACCUGUGAAGAAGGAUGACAUUAAUGAAUGGAGAAAGCGAGUGGAGAUGGCCUCUGAGUUAGCCGUGUCUGAAGUCUUCUCCCACAGGAAACCUCAAUCAGCAAUAAAUAGAGUGGCUGUACCUUUGGAAAGCUCUGAACAGUUGAGGGAUCAUGAUGACGCUUACAGUGAAGCUCAGGCUCUUCUAGAUGACUGGCUGAGUGAUAAGUUACGGAAAGAGCUGGACAUGGAGGAUGACGAUGAAUUGAAGGACCGUGUUGGAAACGCACAACCUCCUGCCGCAGCUAGUGCCCAGCCUACUUACAUCGAUUACGAAAAGUUUGACGAUCUUUAUGACUGUCUGGUCGAAGAAGAAGAACAAUUGGCUGUUGAGAGCUUCCUCCAAGAUCUAAUGAAGCAAGAGCUGCUGGACGGUGGAUUGAUGGCGGAGUUGACUUGCGAUGAUCGAGAAAAGCAGAAGAAGUUUAGAAAUCCAGCAAUCACCAUGGAAGCGCGACAUCAACAGGUGCGAGAGAACAGGGCACGAAGGGAGGCUGAGAAACAGAGGAAGAGGAGAGAGAAGGAAGCUCAGCAGGACGCCUGGCAGGAGGCGAAGAAGAAGGAGCAAGAGGAGGAGAAGAGGAAGAAGCAGCUGAAGCGCAGAGAGGAGGAGAUGGUGCAGCAGGAGAUGGCGAGACUGAGGCGACUGAUGGAGGAAAAGAAGGCCUUGGAACAUGCAGCUUGUCAGAAAGAGAAAGAGAAACGGGUGCAGAGAGCAGUCAGAAGCCUUGAGCCAACCCCUGCACUUCCCUCAAAGCAGCUGCUGAAGGAGUUUAAUCGACUACAACAAGAACAGAAGAUUCAGGCAAAGAUUAACAUGAGCAACCUCCAGUGUCUGCACAAGCAUCUGUCUGGAUGGCACUCAGUGGUGUUAAGGCGAAAGUUGCAUAUGAGUAAGGCGGUGGCCCUCUGUGAUUGGAGGAGGCAGCUGAGAGCGUGGCGAGCGUGGCGAGCCGUGGUGUGGGCGGAGCGCAGUCGGCGAGAGGUGGCGAGAACAGAGGAGCAACUGCGAAUAGAAAACAGGCAAUUCCAGCUGGCUGUGGAAAACGACCAGAGACGUUUGCUACGGCGAUGUCUGAGUGAGUGGCAGCUCUGGAGCCAGAGGGCGAAGUCACAACGGGACCUUUUGGCCCGGCAGCAGGAAACCAAAGCUAAGAUGGCUGCCUUGAUCGAUGCUGCAGCCACAGGCAAACUCACAGCCAUAGAAACUCCUGCCAAUUUACCAAUAUGUUUGGCCCAGGAGCCGCCGAGUAAAGAGGAUACAGAUGCCGAGAAGGGCCGCCAUGCAGCAGAGAUUGAGGUCCUAGAAGCGUCUACGGGACAUCAGAGUAAAAACUCUGUGGGUGACGCGGGCCAACCUCUUCGGCCUUGGCAGGUGACCAGACGCCACACUGCGCCCACUGCAGAAGAGCUACACGACGCACGGCAAAGGGUGGCGGACAACAGGGUUCUCGGUAACAAACGCACGGCAUCACCAGCUGGCAGGUUCGAAAACAGACACGCCGUCCAGAAGCAAAUCAUCACACAGCAGAGGAAACUCCUGAAGGAGCAGCAGGAGCAAAUCACCCGGCUGAAGGAAAAGCAGAUCUUUGCGGGGUUGGAGUUAGAAAUGGAGAAGGCUGCACAGAUUACUCAGCUGUCAGCGCUACAGGAAGCGAAGAGAUGCAGCUUUGCCCCCAGGGAACACAGCUGCAGCGCUUCAAAGGCUACAGGGGAGCGGGAUAGUCAGAACGCACCUUGCAGGAAACCUGUCAGGAAGCAGACGUGCCCCCAUCCCCUCAUCACAGGUCAGCCUGAAAGCUUAACAACAGGGAAUGUUCACAGAUGCGUUCAGUCCAUGGAAGCCCGAGCUCGACACCGUGCCGAACGAAGGCAGGAGGUCGAGGAAAUCAAGAGAAGGAAAGAAGAGGAAAAGUUGGCUGAGAUGAAAGCUGCCGAGGAACAAAGGCAGAGGGAGGAACAGGAGGAGAAACGCAAGGCAGCCGAAAAGAAGAGGGAGGAGAAGAGGCUGGAACGAGAGAGAGAAGCAGAAAGACAAAGACAAUUAAAAAGGCGUCAGGAGCUCAUGAGACUGGCCCGUCAACACCAUAACAAAACCUUGUUGUCGCAUCGAGGCCUGGCGCCAUGGAAACGCCUCAUGCAGUUAAGACGUGAAAACAUGGAGCUGGCCGAGAGUCAUCACAACCUCUUCCUGCUGAAGCAGUGCACCCUGGGAUGGCUACAGUAUGCAAGAGACACCCAGCGUGAGAGGGUGGCCUGUGCUGACCAACUGCAGAAGCAUUUUUUGCUGCGUUGGAGUUUAAACUGCUGGAAAAGACUGGUCGACCUGCGGAUGAUUCAGGAAGAGCGAGCCGAGCGUUUUUAUCGGAGGCGGACUCUGAGAAGGUUCCUGCUUGCGCUGCAGGACUAUGUGACCCUGCAGAGGCUGGCGGAGUGGGACCGUCGAAAACUGGCUCAGGAACACCGGGACAGGCGCGUCCUGCAGAGGUGUUUCCAGGCCUGGAGGCAGCUUCCCACCACGCUGCGGCGGGAAAGGGAGAGAGAGGUGCGGAGGGAGAAGCUGAGCAGGAAAGUGGCAGAGCUUCUGCCAGAUUUCUGCUCCCGUCCAUUAGGAGCGUCUGAGAGAGAAACCGUCUGAAGGCGACGAGCUGCAAAUCCGGACAAAAGCAUCAAAGCGUUACUCCAGCAGUGUCGGGUGAUAAAGAAAAGGCUCGGUCAUUUCUCACUUUCAUUUAAUCAAAUAAAUAAAAUCCAUUCAAAAUCC
Messenger RNA from Poecilia latipinna (sailfin molly), 3216 nucleotides. It is a transcript of the gene ccdc191, whose product is annotated as coiled-coil domain containing 191. The transcript is spliced from 17 exons. NCBI's taxonomy places the organism in Eukaryota, Metazoa, Chordata, Actinopteri, Cyprinodontiformes, Poeciliidae. The coding region runs from base 349 to 3090 and encodes 913 amino acids. The record is from RefSeq and is a predicted model, not a curated record.